Molecule: messenger RNA, 1258 nt
Organism: Ipomoea nil (Japanese morning glory)
Lineage: Eukaryota; Viridiplantae; Streptophyta; Magnoliopsida; Solanales; Convolvulaceae
Product: secoisolariciresinol dehydrogenase-like
Exons: 3
Coding region: 343-1143 (266 amino acids)
Source: RefSeq, a predicted model, not a curated record
CAACGCGAUUUCCUUCGUUCCAGGCCCCAUGUUUCUUCCCGUUUCCCUGCAACGAUGAUUCUGCGAUUAGAGGUAGGUCUACAAUUCUAAAGAAGGAAACACAUCUAUUCUAAUCUUUCUUUCGAAGAACUGAUUUUAGCGCAAAUUUUAGUAAAGACGGAAGGAGAAAACGAUGAAGAAGAUAAAGAAAAACUGUAAGCAUGUUACUUCAGUCGGUUGACACCAAUUUGAGCGCUUAAUAUGGAACCGCGGAAUUAGAUGCCCUACCCAUCGACCUCCCAUCAGUUUAUAAAGGGGGUGUUGCAAGAGGAAGUAUUGGUAACCAAAAAAAAUUAAAGAUUAAUGGCGACUGCUGCUAAGAGGUUGAAAGGAAAAGUAGCCAUAAUUACUGGUGGUGUUGGUGGCAUCGGAUCUAGGAUCGCACACCUAUUCUCUCAACAUGGUGCCAAAGUCCUAAUAGCCGACAUCCAAGAUGAUCAAACCCAAUCUAUCUGCAAAGAUUUGGGUCCUGGCAACGCUUCCUUUGUUCACUGUGAUGUCACAAGCGAACCCGAUGUCCAAAACGCAGUGAACAAAGCAGUCUCUACCCAUGGAAGGCUUGACAUAAUGAUCAACAACGCAGGCAUCAUGGGAGCCAACGUAUCCCACAUUCUUGACAGCGACAUAACCGAUUUCAUCAACGUCUUUCGUGUUAAUGUCACCGGUGCGUUUCUGGGAACGAAACACGCCGCUCGUGUGAUGAAACCCGUGCGAAAGGGGAGCAUAAUAAACAUGGCUAGUACCUCUGGUGUUGUUGCCGGGUCAACUCCACAUGCUUAUACGUGCUCAAAGCACGCCAUCGUUGGCCUGACUAAGAACACGGCCAUCGACUUGGGGCGGUUUGGUAUCCGAGUGAACUGUGUUUCCCCUUAUGCAGUUCCUACACGGAUGGCAAGGGCCUUUCUGGGUUUGGCAGAGGAUGACAAAUUUGAUGUGCAUUCAAACCUUAAAGAUGUUGAUUUGAUGGCAGAGGAUGUUGCAGAGGCUGUUCUUUAUCUCGCAAGUGAUGAGUCCAAGUAUGUUAAUGGCCACAAUCUUGUUGUGGAUGGUGGCUUCACCAUUUCUAAUUUAGCUUUAAAUCUUUACGACCAAAAUAAACUGUAAUACAUAUGUAUUCAGAGAGCGUUUAGUAUUAUUUUGUGUGUUCAAUGUAUAAUUACAUGUAUGUUUUAAGGCAAUGAAGUAAAGGGAAAAUUUGCGGUGUCUAUUCUUUAGCAAA